Ruditapes philippinarum (Manila clam) is the source of this 2216-nucleotide messenger RNA. RefSeq names its product centrosomal protein of 19 kDa-like. Gene Ontology annotation, cellular component: spindle pole; centrosome; ciliary basal body. NCBI's taxonomy places the organism in Eukaryota, Metazoa, Mollusca, Bivalvia, Venerida, Veneridae. Bases 135 to 641 code for a protein of 168 amino acids. The transcript has 2 exons. The record is from RefSeq and is a predicted model, not a curated record. Gene Ontology annotation, biological process: microtubule anchoring at centrosome; trans-Golgi to periciliary membrane compartment transport.
GGCUUACCGGAUAAUUUUCACGGGUGGGAAUUACGAAGAACACCGUUUAACAUGGUUGACAAGUUGACACAAAUCUUUUUGCUGUAAGAUAUGUAAAUACAGGCUGAAUUCGAGAUGCAAAUGUGAUUUACGUGAUGGUAAUUAUGGAGAUAGAGGUUCAGAAAUGUGGGGUGAAAUUUGAUCCGCCAGCGAUAAUGAUUGUAUACAGUGACAAUGGAUCUAAGAAACACAGACAAAGGACGAUGCCAUUAAGAGAUUUCACAAAAGAUUCAAACACUGAGAAAGCGACUGAUGAUUUAAUUGCCCAUCCGCGUCAUGGGAAAUAUGUUACUAAAAUUCCAAAAGUUCAGUUGAUGAGACUUAUUACUAUAAUUAGAGACAAAUUGAAUGGUAUGUCACUAGAGGCCAGCCUAGCAAGAAAUGAUGCCUUGGAUAAAAUAGAUCCGGAGGAAAACUUGAACACAGUGGAUGAGGAGACUUUAAAACGAAAAAAAGCUGCUAUGGAGCGAACUUUUGAGAAACAUCAGGUGAAACCAAAUGAUCCAAACUUCAAAUACGAUGUUGAUGUAGAGUUUGACGAGCAAGAUGUGAUAGAGUCUGGAUGGGAUUCUGGAGAGGAUGGAUCUGAUUUAGAAUUUUAACGUGGAUCUGUUUUAAGAAGUGGAUAAAAAGUGACCGUGGUGAUGUUACAUGUAGUAACAGUUACUCUGAUAGCCUGUAUACCACAGAAAAUUGUAAAUAAAAAGCAAAACAAAAAGCUUUUUUAAGGGAAAGGAAUUAAAUAAUGGGAAACUUUGUCUAAGUUAGGAAUUAUUUAGAAUAAGAAACUUGGCUUCAUCUAUGUAAAAGCAAAGAUCACAUUUUACAUUAAUCAAAAGUUUUUUAAAAUGACAUUUUUCUCAAUGUUUACAAGUCUGAUCAAUGUACAAUUUUUUUAUAAAACAGACUUCAGAAUAUCAUUUGUUUCGUGGGGCUAAGAGCCCACUUAAGUCAAUGCUAUAUAUUAUUAGAUUAUCAUAACAGUUAUACAAAGCUUAACAUUAACAUCUUUAACAUUCAGUCACGAAGCUCCUUUUUUCUAACAUUUAUGACUAGUUUUGCUCAGACUGGCUUUGCUUUAAAUUUUUAAAUUGCUACAGUGACCAAAUACUUUAUAAAUUAAAUACAGAUGCUGUACUUUAAAGAGACUCCAUUGAGGUCCUUCGACUUGAAGUGACUGGAAAUAAUUUUUCAAGAUUAAUGUUCCAUUAUAUGUAAUUUUAGACCAAUAACUUGCAUAGAAUAAUUAUUCAAAUUGUGAAAAAUGACAAAAAAAGUGUUGCAGUGCUUUUCAUUCAAAAUGUGCUAAGAAUAGCACAAAAAUGUUAAUUAUAUUUUGGAUAUUUUCUGUUUUAAGUGCCCCAGCUGAUCUUUAUAAGAUUUUUUUUUAUCAUAUGUGUAUAGUCUUUAGACCUCAGUGGAGUUCCUUCAAUUGCAAAGAACAGUCUUUUAAACCUACAGAAGCCUUUCCCUUUCUGUUCUUGUUUUUAUUUUCUUAAUUUUUUAUGAGCAUACUGCGAAUUCACUUAUAUUCGUGGGCAUGAAAUUUCGUGGUUUUAUCAAAAAGGGGCAUUUUCGUGGGUUCUUAAAUUUGUGGAUUUUCAAUUGCAAAGAACAGUCUUUUAAACCUACAGAAGCCUUUCCCUUUUCUGUUCUUGUUUAAUUUUCUUAAUUUUUUUAUGAGCAUACUGCGAAUUCACUACUGAAGCCUUUCCCUUUUCUGUUCUUGUUUUUAUUUUCUUUCCUUUUAUUUUCAAAUCUGUAGUUUGAUUCUGGUUUGAAGUUUAGGUUUUUUUGGUUUUCUGUUACUUUGGCGACAAUGUGGCUAAAACUGCUUUGUUUUGAAGUGAAGAUUGAAUUUUUUUAAUCGAAGUAUUUUUGUGAUUUUUUUUUGUCAGGGUAAGUUAAAAUCCAAUUUCUUCCAGAUGUUGAAAUUGUCUUGUCAAAAUUCAAUGUCCUGUUUUCAAAGUUUGUUGAGUUGUGUCAAAUGUUAAGAAGAUUCAAACGGAAGUGUUAUUCAUCCAGAAAAAAAUACAGAAAAUAUUAACAAGAAACACAGUUUUGUGCAGUUUUAAUAGUUUACACUGUUACAACCAUGGCAAUUGCAAAUAAAGCACUGGAUUUAAAUGUUUGAAGUAGAUGAUCAAUUACAUUCUUAAAAGGCCCAUUAUGCCUAU